AUGACAUGUCAUCCACAGCAGAGUCAUUUCAUAACUGUAAGAGAAUUUGGUAAUAGUACAUUAUAUCCAGGCAAACAGACCGUCGAGUCAAUUACAAAUGUACUUGCCGAUGAUUUCGCUCAGCGUAUACUUGAUGCAUGUCGAGAUGUUCUUUAUCCGGACAGUGAUCAACAUUCGUUGGAUACUAUGUGUGGUCGCCCUUAUGAUCGGUGUACAAAAGAAUCAUUGUUUAAUUAUUUAGGUCUCGACAAUCCUUUACAACCUUUUCCAAUAUAUUUCAAUUUAACAAAUAAUACUUGUCAAAAUAAUUAUUACAACCAAUCAACAUUUCAAUGUAACGAACCGGUUCAUACUCAAUACGAAAAUCAACCCAUGUGUGAUCAUUCAGAUUGUCCGAAAGCACCACCUAAACCAUCUCCAUCUGAUGUACCGGGCAAAUAUUCAAACAUAUCGAUUCGUACGACAGAAUUAAUCAUCGUACCUGAUAAUCAAACAUUUCAAACUCACUAUUAUCUAUCUCCACCUGGUCCACUCUCUGAGAUUGUGGUUGGACCGGCACUUGACCUAAAUUUUCUAACACAAGUGCUCGAUUUGCAAACAAAUAUUCUCAAUCUUGAAGGUUAUCUGCCACCAGAUAAUAUUUCUGUCCGUUUGACCGAUAUCUGUUUGAAACCAAGCAAUACCAAUUGUGCAGUUUUUUCUGUUCUUCAAUAUUUUCAAAAUUCACGCGACAAUCUUAACAAAAGCAUAGGUGAUAAUUUCUUUCUAUAUGCCGAUUAUAUCACACAUAUAUUUCAAUGCUCAAAAAAAAAACCCUCUCUUAAUGAUGCAUUACUAAAUAUUUCGUGUUUUUCUGAUUUUGGUGGCAUAAUUCAUCCAACUGUAGCAUUUUCGAAUUAUCCGAAUACGAAACAUACUAUCGAAGCUAAAGGAUUAGUUAUUACUAUUAUCAUCGAGAAUUCAAAUAAACCUGAAAAAAUUCAAAAAGGUAAGUUAUUAUUUAAUUUGUCAGAAUUUGACGUUCAUUUAAAUGAUCUAGCUGAAGCAUGGGAAAAAGCCUUUAUAAAUUACAUGCAAAAUUUCACUGCUAUUCAAGACUCGUUACGUGCUGAAAAUCGUUUGAAUGAAUUGGCAAAUUUUACUGUAUACUACAGUAAUGAACAGUCUAUUAAAAAUGAACUUAAUACUAUGCUUUGGUCAAACAAUCAAUCAAAUAUCAAAUGA
Rotaria sp. Silwood1 is the source of this 1224-nucleotide messenger RNA. Lineage: Eukaryota; Metazoa; Rotifera; Eurotatoria; Philodinida; Philodinidae. The record is from the annotation of a GenBank genome assembly.